AUGGCGUCAACUACAGCCAGCGGAGUCCCCUCUUCAAAGGAGAAAAAGUACGACCGACAGCUGCGAUUGUGGGGUGCAGAUGGGCAGAACAAGCUUGAGUCUGCACACAUUGCUCUCUUCGGUGCUUCGGCGACUGGCUGCGAGACGCUCAAGAACCUUAUCCUCCCCAGCGUCGGCAAAUUCACAAUCAUCGACGACAAGAAGGUAGUCGAUGCAGAUCUUGGCGUCAACUUCUUCCUGGACGAGGACAGCAUAGGAAAAUCUCGCGCGGAACGGACAGCUGCGUUACUGGGUGAGCUGAACCCGGAUGUCCGGGGGGGCUACAUCGAAGACAACCUUUCGAACCUCCUAGCCACGAAGCCGGAGCUGUUCCGACCGGAGUCCUCGCCGUUCACACACAUUGUCGUCGUCUCGCCCUUCCUUACGUCCGAUGUCCUCAAACUGUCGCCGGAGAUACCCACCUUCCUAGCUUACUCCAUCGGAUUUACAUGCUCGCUGCGGAUCGCUGCGCCUACCCGUUGCAUUGUCGACACGCACCCUGAUACCCUGAUAGACCUAAGGCUGUUAAACCCAUGGGAGGAGCUCUCGGCUCUUGUCGCGGACCUUGGUACGGGCGUUGACGCGGCCGAAAACGAUGGUGGAAUGAGCGAUCACAAGCACGGCCAUGUGCCGUACGUCGUACUGCUGUUGAAAUACCUGGAAGAAUGGAGGGCCACUCACGGCGGCGCCAACCCGUUAACCUACAAGGAGAAAACCGACUUUAAGGCGAUGAUCCUGGACAGGAUGAGGACGAAUGUUCCCGGCGGCAGCGAAGAGAACUACGAAGAAGCCGCAGCAGCAGUUCUCAAGAACGUUCGUGAAGCCGAGCUCUCGUCGGACACCCGAGGAGUGCUGGAGGAUCCUCGAUGCAUCAACCCUUCCAAAAACUCCUUCAACUUCUGGAUAAUCGCACACGCAGUCCGGGAGUUCCAAUCGCGCGCAAACCAAGGCGCAGGUCUCCUCCCGCUCUCCGGCGGCUUCCCGGACAUGAAGGCAGAAAGCAGCACCUACGUCGCCCUGCAAACGCUAUACCGCAGUCGCGCGCGCCGCGACGCCCUCCUCGUUCUCGAAAACACUCAAUCGAUCCUCGCCGCUCUCGGCCGCGAUCCCGAGUCCAUCUCCCUCGAGGAAAUCACGCUCUUUGCUAAACAUGCCAACUUCGUGCGCAAGAUCGAUUACCGCCCGCUCGCGCCGGAGUAUACCCAAGAUGACCACCAUAAACACGCUGUCACCGCCGCGCUGGCGGGUUUUAAUCCCGAUUGGAAUAAGUCUACUAUUCAUGAAUAUGUUGCGGUCCGCGCGUGGCAGGCGUUUUAUGAUAGGCAUGGCAGGGCAGCGGGCGACGAGGAUAGCACGUUGGAGGCGGAUGUUGUCGAGAUGCUAAAGAUUGCGGAGGAGUAUCUGAAGGAGGUGGGGUACGAGGGGGAAAUGAACGAACAUGCCCAGAACACGAUUAAGGAAGUUGUCAGGGCUGGAGGUGGAGAAUUGCAUGCCAUUGCUUCUCUCGCAGGCGGUAUCGUGGCGCAGGAGAUCGUCAAGGUCAUCACUUCGCAGUACGUGCCCAUCAAUAAUACGGUCGUGUUUGAUGGCAUUGCGAGUAGGAGUUCGACUUUUGGGUUUUAG
Tricharina praecox is the source of this 1662-nucleotide messenger RNA. RefSeq lists its product as uncharacterized. The record is from RefSeq and is a predicted model, not a curated record. Bases 1 to 1662 code for a protein of 553 amino acids. Lineage: Eukaryota; Fungi; Ascomycota; Pezizomycetes; Pezizales; Pyronemataceae. Gene Ontology annotation, molecular function: NEDD8 activating enzyme activity. Gene Ontology annotation, cellular component: cytoplasm. The transcript has 4 exons. Gene Ontology annotation, biological process: protein neddylation.